AUGAUACCCCAUUUCUCACCUGCUCGAGUAGAGCUUUGCGAAAAACCUAUCCUCAAAAUUCUCCGACACUCCUGGUUCGAGGAAAUCUUCCGCCCUAGGAUGGACCCGUCAAUAAUCAACAACUGCGUACUGCUGCUGAAUUUGCCCCCCAAGGCACUUGCCGGCAUCGACCUCCUGUCCUUCACUUCAUCACCACGUUUUCGAGGAGUGAAAAACAUUCCACCAGGCCUGCAUUUUGUUUUCACUGCAAGCGACAGCACUUUGUCUGUGAGACACGGCGCCUGGUUCUACGUCACCCCUGGCGUAGGCUCGCCGCAAGUCUUCGUUAAGAAAUGGGACGAGAGCACCGAAGACCUCGUAGCCGAAACCUCGCAGACCGAAGUCCUGAGACACAAGGCGAACCUGGGAAGCAUAUGGAAAGAUGGCCUGACACCUUACCGACAAAGCGUCCAGGAAGGGGACUCUGGUGCUGAAGAAGGCUGGUCUGAGGAAUCUACCGACUGGAGCAAGCUUACAUCCCAAGUCACACCCACUAUGCUGUCGAGGAUAUGUGGCCUGAAUCCGGAUCACUGGAACUUGACAUCCGCAUCAUCCGCCCCACAAGACCUGGACGAAAUACCUGGCCUAGAGAAUAGCAACAGCAUGCUGCAUCCGGAGAAGGAGCUACGAUUCCUGCCCAUCGACCUGAAAAAGACUUGGAGAGAAGGCGCGACCGGGAGGGAACGCACAGAAGCCGCGCAAGACCGAUCCUGGUUUCUGGGAGAUCUCAUCGACAACCACUGCCAGGCGAGUGAUCUUCGUGGACGAGAGGACGAAAUCUUGGGCGAGCUGCAGUUUACUUUCCUUAUGGUCUUGACCCUCAACAACAACUCCUGUCUCGAACAGUGGAAGCGGCUCCUGCGCCUUUUACUCACAUGCCGGCAAGCCGUCAAACAGCGAUCGCGCCUGUUUCUCGAUUUCUUGCGAUGCCUGCGGAUACAGCUUGGCCAUUGCGCUAAUAUAGAAGGCGACUUGUUCGACAUGAACGAUGUUGGCGGAGGCUUCUUGAAACCGCUCUUCGGCCAAUUCCGCAAAGCUCUCGACGACUUCGACGGAAAGUGGAAAGCUGACUUGGUAGAUGAGCUAGAGGAUCUGCAAGAAUAUAUGCAGAAAGAGUUCGGAUGGGAACCAGAGGGCUCUUAUCUAAAGCGCGGUAUGCUGGAACUAGAGGACGGUGAACGAGUAGAGAUGGAAGUCAAUGGUGCAGACGCCGAUGAGGAGCUUGGCGACUACGCUCCUACUGUCGUCGACCUGACCCCAGAACAGCAAAGACUGCUGAACCGGAGCGAUGUCGGUCAUGCAAAGCCAACAAACGGCGACGUUGAUUCAGAGUCAGAAGACGACGUCGAUCUAGACGAUAUGGACACGAGAUACUGA
This is a messenger RNA of Alternaria ventricosa, 1416 nucleotides long. RefSeq lists its product as uncharacterized. NCBI's taxonomy places the organism in Eukaryota, Fungi, Ascomycota, Dothideomycetes, Pleosporales, Pleosporaceae. The record is from RefSeq and is a predicted model, not a curated record. The transcript has a single exon. Gene Ontology annotation, biological process: spliceosomal tri-snRNP complex assembly. The coding region runs from base 1 to 1416 and encodes 471 amino acids.